Messenger RNA from Oppiella nova, 389 nucleotides. The record is from the annotation of a GenBank genome assembly. NCBI's taxonomy places the organism in Eukaryota, Metazoa, Arthropoda, Arachnida, Sarcoptiformes, Oppiidae.
AUGAACCCGUCACCAAAUGUGCGGACGCAAAAAGUGUCAAUAUAUCCAGAAAAGACCCUGGUCACUACCCUAAACACUCCACAUGUUAGCAUUUGUAAUUUGACUGAGCAAGAUCAAUUGAAAACUUUUAUCGGCUAUUACAUAGAGUAUUAUAAUCAAGAGUAUUGUCAGGAAUAUGAAUACCACGACAAAGAGUGGAAGUGUUUUAGCAAUGGUUGGGUCACUAAUACCCCGGACUACUCGCAGUCCACACCUGAAUACACUGCCACACGUCGACCACAUCCCGAUCCGGACGACUCGCACACUAUCAACAAAGUUAUUGUAAAGGAACUAUAAUUGUACUAGAUUUAGUAAAUAUAAAUUAUACUGGCACAUCAAAUAAUAUUGUU